AUGUUAUUUGUAUUGCAGGGUUAUCUGUCAGAAGCAGGUGCGUCAUUGGUUGACAAAAAACUGGGACUGAACAUCGUACCGACAACGGCAUUGGUGGAAUUGGCAGCACCAACAUUCUACUAUGGACGUGUAGAUCGUGCAAAAGCCAGAGCCAAGGAACGUAUCCAGUCAAGAUAUCCCGAUCUGGGCCGACGAUUUCAUCGAAUUGGUCUUCCUCCAAAGAAAGGCAGCUUCCAAUUGUUCGUCACUGGCUAUCAAGAUGCGGCCCAUUGGCUUCGUAUAUGGGAUAAUUUCCCCGAACAAGCACCACCACCCGUCACUCAACGAGAAUUUCAAUUACUAUUUGAGAAGAUUGUCGUGUUGGACUAUGUGAUCAGAAAUACAGAUCGUGGAAAUGAUAACUGGUUGAUCAAGUACGAACAGGCGGAGGUAGUUGAAGCUCCGGUCGUUCCGAAUGAUCCGAAUCCGACUAAUGUCGAAACCCAGGCAGUACCUGACGAAGGCCAAUUGAUCGAUUUGGCAGAUUUGAACAAUCGAGCGUGUGGACCUGAAGAACUUGUCGACGAACAACAAACACGAUCAUCAGCUGAACCGGCACCAGCCGAAGUGGAAUGGGCCGAUGUGACGGUACCGAAGGUGUCAAUCGCGGCUAUUGAUAACGGGCUAGCGUUUCCGUUCAAACAUCCAGAUGAAUGGAGAGCAUGUGAGUUUCACCUUUUAAUAGACUAUCAACAUUCAACUAGAAAGUUCGACCAGAUUUGUUUAUCCAAGAAUCGUGCAAAAUAG
Messenger RNA from Cooperia oncophora, 786 nucleotides. The record is from the annotation of a GenBank genome assembly. NCBI's taxonomy places the organism in Eukaryota, Metazoa, Nematoda, Chromadorea, Rhabditida, Trichostrongylidae.